This is a messenger RNA of Coniophora puteana RWD-64-598 SS2, 1871 nucleotides long. RefSeq names its product kinase-like protein. The record is from RefSeq and is a predicted model, not a curated record. The transcript has 6 exons. NCBI's taxonomy places the organism in Eukaryota, Fungi, Basidiomycota, Agaricomycetes, Boletales, Coniophoraceae. Gene Ontology annotation, molecular function: protein kinase activity; ATP binding. Bases 96 to 1157 code for a protein of 353 amino acids. Gene Ontology annotation, biological process: protein phosphorylation.
AUUCAUUCCUAUACGAAGACGAUCACGAGGGCCCAUGUACCGCGAUAUUCUCUCCAGAGAAGGACCUUGUGUCCCUCGCGAACACCCUGAUUCCUAUGUUAAAUGCGCCCGAACACACCCAAAUCUUCUCCUGGAGGGGGCUCGAUGCGCAGUCGUGCGUAGAUCUUCUAGAUUCACUCAAGCAAAUUCCGAAUAUUUCGCGACGACAUCAGUCGAUUCUUGAAGAAGCGAUGUUCAAAGUUGCCAAACGCUCAGGAUACUGGCCGCGCCGCCUUGAGCUGCAAAACGUGCACAUCCAAAUGUGGAUUGGAGGCGGGUCCUUCGGCAAUGUGUUUCUGGGCAGCUCAAAGGGAGAGCUCGUUGCGAUGAAGCAGGUCAGGAUGCCUGCUACAGAAGGAGAUAGGGCUUUGAAAGCCUUUGCCAAGGAGCUUGUAAUAUGCUCGGUCCUUUGCCAUCCCAACGUGCUGCCUCUGCGUGGCGUAUUUCGGGAAGGAGUCACUGGCAGACUUUUUCUGGUAUCGCCUUACAUGGAAAAGGGUGACUUAUUGAGGCACUUUGGAAGGACGCCUCUAGAUAUCAUUGAUCGGCUCUCAAUCCUCCGCGACGUUGCACAAGCCCUGAGAUAUCUGCAUACAAGGGACCCUCCCGUUAUGCAUGGGGAUCUUAAGCCCGCAAACAUCCUGAUAUCCGCUUCCGGGAAUGCAUGCCUUUGUGACUACGGAAUGUCGUAUCUCAAGGGCGAUUUCGUCAACUGGUCCACGGCAUCGGGUGCCGGAAGCGGCGGCACGCUCUGCUUCCAGGCCCCCGAGCUCCUUCAGGGAGACUCGACAAUCCUUUGUUCCACUGAUAUCUACUCGUUCGGUUGCGUAAUUUACUGGCUGGCUUGUGGUUCAGUUCCAUAUUCGCGGACCAGACGUGAAUCCGAAGUGAUAAUGGCUCUAGCGAGGGGUGAGGAGCUCCUGCGCCCUCCUGGACAAAUGAGCGACGAACUCUGGACACUUUGCAGGCAAUGUUUGGAACGGAUUCCCGUCCUACGUCCGAGUGCGAUAGACUGCGUUCGCCGGCUUCGAGGCAGCGGGAUGGCAUUUACGUCCAACGCCUGGCCGUUGCUGUAUCCCUCUACAGUCGUUUAUUCUCCCUCAGGCUCGGCUUCCUGAGCGAUGAUUCGUGAUGUCUAGGUGCUCUUGGAGGGCAGCUAUUCCCCGAUCUACGCCCAGAAUGAGUUCUCUUACCUUUAUCACCCCGCUCCAGUCAGCUUGCUUGUUUUCGUAGCUAUUAUUCACGGGAGGCGGAUCUAACUAUCAUCCUUCACUGCAGGCUGGCGUUUUCUCCUCGUAGUUACUCACUGACUUCCAGCCACCAGCGUUCACUCUUGCUUCACUUACUUAUUCACUUCAAAGUUUCGUUUUGCUCACCUAGGAUGAAGCGCUCAGGAAGCGCUAGACCCUCGUGGCAUCCGAAACUUACCCCCCGCUAAGGGUAAUGAGCCAACCAGGCGUCAUGACAUCGUCGCCCUCGCCAUAACAUCGGUGCUGUUGAGCGGAAACCGACCUGCGUCACGAGCUGGUUCUCGAUGGUAUAGGUUGGCUGUACCUCCAGCUCCCGAUAAAGGCUGGGCGUCACGACGUCCCGUUCCAUGAUAUCGGCGCUGUUGAGCGGAAAACGACGUGUGUUAACUCGAAGAGCUGAUGCUCUGUGGCACGGGUCGUUUGUACCUCCAGCUCCCGAUCAGCCCUUGGUGCCACCUUCGGCUGUGCCUUUCAGCAUAUCCUACCACCUGGUACUCCGGCGUUGAUCGUCGUUGCAGAUACCUAGUAUGUAGAUAGGGGUAAACAUGGUUAGCCUACUGGGUAUAUACGAAUACACAUUGC